Molecule: messenger RNA, 11901 nt
Organism: Sarcophilus harrisii (Tasmanian devil)
Lineage: Eukaryota; Metazoa; Chordata; Mammalia; Dasyuromorphia; Dasyuridae
Gene: ARHGAP21
Product: Rho GTPase activating protein 21
Exons: 27
Coding region: 890-6778 (1962 amino acids)
Biological process (GO): signal transduction; Golgi localization
Molecular function (GO): protein binding
Source: RefSeq, a predicted model, not a curated record
GCGGAGGAGGCAGGAAUAGGUGAUGGGAUCGGAGAGGGCCCCCCCAAAGGUGUGGGGAGUGAAUGUGUGUGUUUCGGCUGGGCUAGAAUGGGGAGGAGGCGCCCAUUAACUAAGGUAGCACUCCCUCCCCCCAACCCCUGGACCACUGUGCCGGACCCACCCUAGUCCUGGGGUGGGUAACCCGGGGUCCUCGAACUUCAUAUUUUUUUUUGUACUGUCUCGAUCUGAGCAUUUGCAUAGAUCGGUUUCUCCUUGAUUCCCUCUUUUAUUUUCUGCCCAAGAAGGGGUCUAGUGACUUCUUCAGACUUUACGGGAGGGGUGACCCCCAAAGUUAUGUCCGUCUGCUCCUGGGGGUCCCCAUCAGCCUCCUUCCCCUCCGCCGAGCUCUUAACACUCUUCCACACCCAUCCUCGCCCCUUGCCAGCCAAAGAAAACAGCCACCUCCGCGGAAGAGAGCAGCUAGUGUGGGGAAGGGGCGUCCGGAGAGGGAGGGGAUGACGGAUCGUGCGUUUUAAAGGGUGUCUCUAGUUGUGUUUUUCUUCAUUGUCCGAGGGACUGGGAGCCCCGGACGCCUCGAGGCGCAUCCAGCGGUCCCUCUAAACCAGAAGCUUGUUCUUAUAUAGUUUGUGGGCUAUUUUCCAACCGGUAGAAAUGGAAGAAGAUCCCGAAUUCAUUUGAAGACGCCAGGGAUUAUCUCGGCGAUUUGGAGGAGGUGUUUUUGGUUAAAUAUCACCGUCCGGGCGGUCUUUCGCCGUCGUCCCUUCGCUCCCACCCCUCUCGCCCCCGGCUGGGGCCGGGCAGGGAUCGCGCCGCCGGGGGGGUGCGCUGGGGGUUUCCUCCGAUGUGGACUCCAGAGGAUUUGCCCCUCCUUUGUAACUGAAAUGAAAUAAUGGCGACCCGUUGGCUCGGCCCGCCCGCGGGAGAUGGAGACGGGACCCAGUCUGGUGGAACACCUAUGGAGGAGGCCUACUACCCCAGAUACCUCCCUGAAACGAAUUCAGAUUUGUGUCAUCGCUUCCCAUCACUGGUAGCCAAAAAUAAAGAUGGGAAAGAACAAAGUGAAACAGUAUCACCAUCUGAAGAUGAAACAUUUUCUUGGCCGGGUCCAAAAACGGUUAUGUUGAAGAGAACAUCUCAAGGCUUUGGUUUUACUUUAAGGCAUUUUAUUGUUUAUCCACCAGAGUCUGCUAUUCAUAUUUCCUGUAAGGAUGAAGAGAAUGGAAACAGAGGAGGAAAGCAAAGAAACCGACUGGAGCCCAUGGACACCAUAUUUGUUAAGCAAGUUAAAGAAGGAGGACCUGCUUUUGAAGCUGGAUUAUGCACAGGUGAUCGUAUUAUAAAAGUCAAUGGAGAAAGUGUUAUUGGAAAGACGUAUUCCCAAGUAAUUGCUUUAAUUCAGAACAGUGACACUACAUUGGAACUUAGUGUUAUGCCAAAAGAUGAAGACAUCCUUCAAGUGCUACAGUUUACAAAGGAUGUCACAGCACUGGCAUAUUCUCAAGAUGCCUACUUGAAAGGCAAUGAAGCUUAUAGUGGCAAUGCCCACAAUAUUCCUGAGCCGCCACCUAUUUGCUAUCCCUGGCUAUCACCGUCUACUUCAGGAAAAGCACAGCCCGUGGAAGUAGCUCCUUCUGACUCUUCGCUGAGCAAACAGCCCGUCAGCCCUCCAGCACUGGCCCAGCCUGGCAGGGCCUACAGAAUGGAAGUCCAAGUGCCUCCAUCACCUCCAGAUGUUGCAAAGUCCAACACAGCUGUGUGUGUUUGCAAUGAAACUGUAAGAACUGUCAUUGUGCCUUCUGAGAAGGCUGUAGAUUUGUCAUCUGGUAGAAAUAACCUUACAGGCCCAUCCCACAGAACGGAAGAGGUCAGGUACGGCAUCAGUGAACAGACUUCUUUAAAAACAGUGUCCAGGACUCUGUCACCAUCCUCUUCAGUUCCCACUACCCAUUUAAUUCAUCCGACUCCAGUGUCAAGAUCAGGAGAGCCUUCUGGAGUUUCUGUUAAAUCUGGAAAUUAUGGGGGACAUUCAGAAGGAAUCUCAAGCAGUAGGCCUCAAGCAGUGGAUACUCCCUCUGUUUCCACUAAUCAUUAUUCUCCAAAUUCUCAUCAACAUAUAGACUGGAAAAACUAUAAAACCUACAAAGAGUAUAUAGAUAACAGACGAUUACACAUGGGGUGUAGGACAAUUCAAGAAAGACUAGAUAGUUUGCGAGCAGCUUCUCAGAACACAACCGACUAUAGUCAGGUGGUCUCCAAUCGCACUCCGUGGCAGACACGCCGGAGGAGCACUUCUCAUGAUAGAGCGCCUCAGCCUGUUCAGAUCCGACAGCGUAGCGUGUCCCAGGAACGACUGGAGGAUCCUGUGCUGAUGAAGUACUGGCCAAGAAGUGCGUCUCAAGGGGCACUCACCUCCCCAUCUGUUAGUUUUAGGAGCCACAGAACACGCUCAUGGGAUUAUCUCGGCGGGCAAGGCGACACGUCAGAAAAGGCAAAUUCGGAGAGCCUUGUGUCUGAUUCAAAUGGAGAUAGAAAACAGACUUAUAAAUGGACUGGGUUUACAGAACAGGAUGAUCGACGAGGUAUCUAUGAAAGAUCCAGGCAGCAAGACUUUCAUAAGUCUCUUCGAAAUUCAAAUUUUACUGUGGCUCCCAGUGUUUUAAAUUCAGAUAGUAGACGAGUGAGUGGUAGAGGAGUGGGAUCUGGGUCCCAGUUUCAGAAAGCUUCACCAGAUUUAAAAGUAUUGCAAUCAAAUAGAAACUUUCAAAGUACUUAUGGAACAUCAUUGCCUCGAGGUAUUUCACAAGACAGGUCACCUCUGGUAAAAGUCAGAAGUAACUCUUUGAAAUCUCCUUCUGCAUAUGUGGCAAAACCAUCAUUUAAUCAGAACUCAUUUGUUGCUAUCAGAGACCAAAGAGCAGUAAAUCACUUAUGUUCAAGCAAUCUAUUAAAUCAGCAGUCAAGAUUACGUGCUGAAAGUGCACCAGACCAUAUUGUUGAUGCUGGGAAGUCUCCCACUUCAUCUUCUUCCAAGCUUGGACUUCAGAUGAAUGAAAGCUGUUCACCCUCAGAUGAUUUGGAACCAUCUAUCAAACAAAAUUCACAAGAAGCUGAAAUUCCACCUUCAAGCUCUCUAGAGAAUAAAGAAACAGUGGUUCUGAGGGAAAAACCUCCAUCUGGACGCCAAACACCACAGCCUUUGAGGCACCAGUCUUACAUCUUGGCAGUAAAUGACCAAGAGACUUCAUCAGACACUACCUGCUGGUUACCUAAUGAUGCACGUCGAGAGGUCCACAUCAAGAGAAUCGAGGAAAGAAAAGCAUCAAGUUCCAGCCCACCUGGUGAUUCCCUGGCGUCCAUUCCAUUUAUAGAUGAGCCAACCAGUCCAAGCAUCGAUCAUGAUAUUGCACAUAUUCCUGCGUCUGCUGUCAUUUCAGCAUCCACCUCUCAUGUGCCCACUAUAGCGACGAUUCCUCCAAGUCUUACAACUUCAGCCCCUUUAAUUCGACGUCAGCUAUCACAUGACCAUGGAUCUGUUGGACCCAUCCUAGAUGGCCAACGCAACUCAAAGACUGAGAGAUCAAAAUCAUAUGAUGAAGGACUGGAUGAUUAUAGAGAAGAGGCAAAAGGGUCUUUUAAGCAUGUAUCUAGCUUGAAAGGAAUCAAGGUGUUAGACAGCCAAAAAUCUUCAGAAGACUCUGGGUCCAGAAAAGAUUCCUCUUCAGAAGUAUUUAGUGAUGCUGCCAAAGAAGGAUGGCUCCAUUUUCGACAACUUGUCCCUGAUAAGGGAAAGAGAGUUGGUGGAAGCAUUCGACCAUGGAAACAGAUGUAUGUCGUCCUUCGAGGCCAUUCACUUUACCUGCACAAAGAUAAAAGAGAACAGACAACUCCAUCAGAGGAAGAGCAACCUAUUAGUGUAAAUGCUUGCUUAAUAGAUAUUUCCUAUAGUGAAACCAAGAGGAAAAAUGUAUUCAGGCUUACCACUUCAGAUUGUGAAUAUUUAUUUCAAGCUGAAGACAGAGAUGACAUGUUAGCCUGGAUCAAGACCAUCCAAGAAAGCAGCAACCUCAGUGAAGAGGAUACUGGCGUCACUAGCAGAGACCUAAUUAGCCGAAGGAUAAAGGAAUAUAGUAGUCUGAUGAGCAAAGCAGACCAGUUGCCAAAAACACCUCGCCAAAGUCUCAGUAUCAGGCAGACUCUCCUUGGUACUAAAUCGGAACCAAAAUUCCAGAGUCCACACUCUCCCAAAGAAGAGUCAGAAAGAAAACUCCUCAGUAAAGAUGACACCAGUCCUCCAAAAGACAAAGGCACAUGGAGAAAAGGCAUCCCAAACAUCAUGAGGAAAACGUUUGAAAAAAAGCCAACUGCUGUAGGAACCUUUGGUGUCAGACUGGAUGAUUGUCCCCCAGCUCAUACCAAUCGGUAUAUUCCACUAAUAGUUGACAUAUGCUGCAAAUUAGUUGAAGAAAGAGGACUUGAAUAUACAGGUAUUUACAGAGUUCCUGGAAAUAAUGCUGCUAUCUCAAGUAUGCAAGAAGAACUCAACAAGGGAAUGGCUGAUAUUGAUAUACAGGAUGAUAAAUGGCGAGACUUGAAUGUGAUAAGCAGUUUGCUGAAAUCAUUCUUCAGAAAACUCCCUGAACCUCUCUUCACAAAUGAUAAAUAUGCAGACUUUAUUGAAGCAAAUCGAAAAGAAGAUCCCCUAGAGCGUCUAAAAACGUUAAAAAGACUAAUUCAUGAUUUGCCUGAACAUCAUUAUGAAACCCUUAAAUUUCUCUCUGCUCAUUUGAAAACAGUAGCAGAAAAUUCAGAAAAAAACAAGAUGGAACCAAGAAAUCUAGCAAUUGUUUUUGGUCCAACCCUUGUGCGAACAUCAGAAGAUAACAUGACACAUAUGGUGACUCACAUGCCUGAUCAGUACAAAAUUGUAGAAACCCUUAUUCAACAUCAUGACUGGUUUUUCACAGAAGAAGGUGCAGAAGAGCCUCUUACAACAGUUCAGGAGGAAAACACAGUAGAAUCUCAACCAGUGCCAAACAUAGAUCAUUUACUGACCAACAUUGGAAGGACGGGCGUGUCUCCUGGAGAUGUAUCAGAUUCAGCUACUAGUGACUCAGCAAAAUCUAAGGGUUCUUGGGGAUCCGGAAAGGAUCAGUAUAGCAGAGAAUUGCUUGUAUCCUCCCUCUUUGCAGCAGCUAGUCGCAAGAGGAAAAAAACAAAAGAGAAAGCACAGCCGAGCAGCUCAGAGGAUGAGCUGGAUAAUGUAUUUUUCAAGAAAGAAAUUGCAGAACAGCCUCAGAGUGAUAAUAAUAGUAAAGAGGAUGGCAGCGGAGAGUUGAAAAGAGAGAAUGAUCCAGUAAGAAAGCAAAGGACUAGUAUUUCUAAAGAUAAUACUAGCAAAAAAGAUUUGCACGUGAUGAAAGAGGAAAAGCUGGCGCCAAGGAAAGAGAACGUGGUAUCUGGAGAGCCUUUACUACCUCCCAACUCAAAAUCCACCAAGUCCCCUACUCUUGGCUACCGUUUCACCGUACUCAAAGAAGGCCCCCAGACACCCUCUCCUGGCCCUGGUGCUCUGCUCAGCACUGCCUCCCCACUCUCCCUGGAGAGGUUGCCUGGUAAAAAGUCCCUCAGUCUGGAAACUAAGUGCAGCGAGUUUCUGGCUAAUGCCGAUUCCACCUCAGGCUACUCGACCACUUCCUCUGCUGCCUACCUGACCACCCUCGACUCCAGCAGGCUCAGUCCAGAAGUGCGGUCAGUUGCUGAGAGCAAGGGAGAAGAGGCAGAUGAUGAACAGAGCGAAUUGGUCAGUGAAGGUCGGCCUGUGGAAACGGACAGUGAGAAUGAUUUCCCAGUUUUUGCCACAGGUUUUCUUUCUGAGAAAUUCUUUAGGGGGAAAAUCCAAGAAAUGGUAAAGACAAGUCGGAGAAACUCAGAAGGAAGCGAAUUAAGUUGUACUGAGGGAAGUUUAACACCAAGUUUAGACAGCCGGAGACAACUGUUCAGUUCACAUAAGCUUAUUGAACGUGAUACGCUCUCCAGAAAAAAGUCAGCUCGAUUCAAGUCAGAGAGUGACGGGACAGGCGAUACCAAAAAUGAGAGAGAGUCGUCAUCUGUAACUAAAGUAUUUGAUAUGAAGAAGAAGGGAAAGUCAACAGGUAAUUUGCUGACACCAAGUAGAAGUGACUCAGAGAAACACGAACCCACUUGGAGAAUUAAAAUAACCGACCGGCUAAAACUGAGGCUCAAAGCAUCUGCGGAUGACAUGUUUGGGGUGGGAAAUCAGAAAAACAGCUCUGCAGAGAAUGCUAAAAGGAAAAACAUCAGGAGACGACACACCCUUGGAGGGCAAAGGGAUUUUGCGGAAAUUAGCGUUUUAAAUGCUUGGAAAGUUCCAGAACAGAGUGGCGAAAGAGAGUCUGAACUUUCUGCUGUGACUCGAUUAAAACCGAAAUGCCCAGCCCAAGACCUCUCCAUUUCAGACUGGCUCGCACGAGAACGCUUACGUACUAGCACGUCUGACCUGAACACAGGAGAACCUGGAGAAUAUAGACUAGAGAACACUAGUAUAACAGAAACAUAUAAAUCAGAUGGAGGCAGCUCCCCUAGCACCUUAACUUUGACAAACAGACCCCUUCUUUCCAUAUCACCGCAAUCACCUGAACAAAUAAAUGGUGAAAGCUUCCAGAAUGUCAACCAAAAUGAUAGGCCUCUACCUGUUGCCAAUCCUCAAAAACCAUCCCUAGCCCCAGGCACUAAAUCACAAUUUCAUCAGUGUCUCUAAACUGGCAGGGAGGAUGCAUCCACUACAGCAACUCAAAAGCUACUGUUACAUGUUCCAAUAACUCUGUAAAUAUUUUUCUGUACUAGAAUUGUUAUUAUGCAGCCUUCAUUUUAGGCUGGUUUCAUCAAUGUGCACUGUGGAAUGUCUUCACUGUGCAUUUCUAUGGCCAGAAGAACAUUAAGAAAAAAUAUAUAUUUUAAAAAUAUAUUGGAUGGUUGCAUACAAAUAAGCAGGGUAUUUGUUGCAACAUGCUAUGUUGUCUAUACAAGGUUUAUGAUCAGAAAUUGAUGAGUAAAACAGCUGACAUUAGUCUGCAGCAAAUUUGUUCUUUUGGUUUAGUCACUAACAAAAGUGCCUCAUCAUAACAAUUCAUUGGGUUUGUUAGGGUGCCAUAUUGUUAACUGUUAAAUUAGAAAACUUUAAAUGAUCAGAUGAAAGCAUUUUAUUGGUAAUGUUACAUCUUACAGAUUUUAACACAGGUGGAUACAGAGCUUCCAUUCAUAGGCAUUCCAGUUGGAUCUCCGAGUUUUAUAUUCAAACUUUUAAUACAGUUUUUGAGUUUUGUGUGACUUGAAUUUUUAAUCUUUCUGUAAAAUAAGUAACUUAAAUGAACAUAUUAUAUGUGUAUCUUUUCUUCAGAUACCAGAUUUGUUAUAAAUGUUGUAACAUAGGUGUGUAGAUAGUGGAUCCUGGAUGGAACUGGCUUCUUUUAUGAAGAAUAUAAUUCUGCAUGAAGACUUAAUGAAUCCAAACCUGUGUCAUGCCUGUGUGCAUACCCAAUUAAACACUGGAAAUAAAAUUGUUUUGGUGAACUUUUUGCAUGGCUCAAUGUCAUUCUAAUGAGUCAUUUUAAAAUGUCACUUAAGUCAGUAUCCACCUAUGGUGAAUGGUAGCUAACCCUGACUUGGAGAAAAUAAAAACCAGAAUGAAUAUUUUUAUAAUAUAGAAGGAAAUUACUUUUACUCUAGAUUUUCAAAGCUUUAUUGUUGUCUGGUCUUUCUUCAUCUAAUAGAUUGAGACACAUUCUUCAGAUUCUCAGACACCUUCUUCCACACACCAUUGUUCCCACUCCCUAUGCAAAAGAUGACCAUGAGGUAUUCUUUUUCUCUGUAGAAUAGCUCUAUUUAGAGCAAUUUGUUAAAAGCUUGAAUUUUGUUUCGUCUUGAUAAUCAUAUGAAUGCUCCUAAUAAAUUCACCUUCUUUUGUUUCUGUGUAGAUAUUCCAGGUAGUGUUAUAUUUUGCAAGUCUGACCUUAAAGUUUCCUCAUCCGUGAAAGGACAGGGAUGACUAAAUAGAUCUGGGAAUUUUAAAAAUAUAUGUUGUUUUAAUAAUUAUUAUAAUACAACUGGUUUCCUUCAUGGUCCUAUGUAUUUUAAUUUUACAUAUUUAAAAAUAUUUUCUCAAAGAAAGGAUCCAUAGAAGACCUCAGCAGAUUGCUGCCAUGUUCUAAAUCUAGUAUCAUACCUCUGACUCGAACCCAGUGGGAGAAAAGAGCCAUCAAGAAAUAUUUGUUUACCUACAACUAAGAUGUGGAAAAGUGAACAAAUACAGACUUUAUUAUUCUUUCGAAGGCAUUGUGCUAAGCACCUUCAAAUAUUACUUCAUUUGUUCCUCACAACUCUCCAAGACAAGUGCUAUUAUUAUCCCUAAUUUACAGAUGAGGAGACUGAGGUGGAAGCCCAAGGUCACCUCACUAGAAGUUCCUGAGUACAGUUUUGAACUCGGGUGUUCCUGACCCCAGGGUCAGCCCUCUGAGCCACCAAUCUGCUUAAUAUAAGAAUUUAUGGUACAAUACAAAUAGAAAUGGGCGUGACUAUGAAUAGAAAAUAAAAGCUCUAAGUGAAGGCCAACUGGGGUGAAUAAUUUGACUCCAUGGAAUAAAGUUGGAUAAAGUAGAAAAAAAUGUCCUCACAUUUUUAGAGAGAGAAUUGGACUUGAUCUGUACUGUUGCCAUUACAGGCCCUAAAAGGGUGUUUGGUCAGUGUAACUUUAUGAUGCUGAUUUGUUUUUGUGGAACUUGUAGAUUAGCAAAAAGUAGACAAGACAGCAGCCAUGGAGCACAAGUAAAGUUUGGUAGCCUUUGGAAUAAGUUAGUAUCUUUGUCAAAUGGAACUAGCUGGUUGUAGCUCACCCAGGAAGAACUGAGAGGUCAUUGACUCUUCCCUUAUUAAAAUCAACGCCUUUAUUAUUUGACUACAGAGAGCUAGAUUUAAAGCCAGUAAGAACAGAGUUCAAAUUCUGUCCUUCACUGAUUCUUUGUGACCCUGAAAAAGUCACUCAAUCUCAUCAUCUGUAAAAGGAGGGAGUGGACUCAGUUAACUUUAAGAUUCCUCCUCUAGAUCUGUGAUCCAUGAGCUGUAAUAAGACCUAGGGACAAAUAGUCCUAUCCUGAAGGAGCUUUACUACACUUGGAUGAAAGGGCAUGGAGGGGGACGGGAAUGUCAUAAAUACAGACAAGUUAACUUAGGGGAAAGAAGAACAAAAUUUAAGGAAAUCAGAAAAGUCCUAAAAGGCCGAGUAGCAAGUCAAAUCGCAGUUUCUGCCAUGGGAGAUAAGUAGAAAAUGAGCAGAAAUAGCUCAGUUUGGAGGAAGGAAUAUUUGUAAAGGACUUCAAAUGACAAGUGGUGCUUUUUUUAUCCUCGAGGCAAUGAGCUUCUUAACUUUAAGGAUUCCCACUCCGGAUCUUGGUGGUGGGAGCAAUAUCCUUACCCCUUCAUCUACCUAAGUUCGUGAUGAACUCAAAUGGCUAACGUGGACUGGCAGAAAGACUACUUUUGGUUGCUUGAGUACAACACAGCCAUAUGUAGUUUUAAUUGGUUUCUAGCUAAUGGAAAACAGAAUAGGAGCAACUUAGUCAAUUCAAUUUCCCUCAAUUGAAUCAAGUAAAUGCCUUCAAAUGCUUGUUGGAUAUUCUCUGGUUAUAACUAAGUAAAUGUUUUUAUUAAUUGAAUGACUUAGGAAUGUCUUAUUUUGUUCUAAUAUCAAACUUUAAUUUUCAGGGGCUUGGGUCAGUCAGGCUCAUCACAGAAUAUUUGUUAAUCCCAUUUGUCAUUUGUUCAUGUUUUGAUACAAAUUUUUAAAAUUUUCAAAAGGAAAAUCUGAAAAUGCUUGUGAUAAAAUUUUGUCUUAAGGAAAGAAAAUCUGUUCUUGAUGUAACUCAAGUUCCAGUGUUUCUGUUUUGUUUAGGAUCUUUGAAGUUUUAAUGCAAGUAUUAAAAAGCUCAAUCUGCUUCUCCGCGUCAGCAACAAAUGCAGGAGCAGAGAAACUUGUGCAACCACUGUAGAACAAAUAGUAAGGAUCCUGCUGCCUGGUGCAGGAUUCUCAGCUUGACUGCCCAAGAAAGGGAGCAACCUGCAGAGAGAUACCUUCUGAGCAAAGAAAAUGAGGCAUAUUCACCUCAGAGCUUUCCUACCAUCAGAGCUCCCACGUGAACACAACUGUCCAUGGAUUUGCUACAAAGUACAAGAUAAAGCAAGCCUGACCAACCAUGCAUUGGAGACAUGAUGAAGAGAAAAUUUAGGGCAGCCUUUCUAAGGAAGCAUCCCCACUAACCAUGAAUGUGUUUGGGUUAUUUUGAUGGCUAAAAUCAGCUGAUGCAAAAUCCCAGAAUGUUCAAGGUGGUUGUAUUCCAAAUCAUUGAGUUAUCGGAAAAUUAUAUUGGAAAGGUACAGGAACAUGUUUCCAAUCUGGAUCAUUUAGAUAACUUAAAAUAUAGCAAUCAAAAUUAGCAGAGAACAGCCAAGAUAGUGGAGAAAUAGGAAGUAAUAUACUUGGGGUCUUCCCUCUUAACUUAACAAAUAGAAAUCUAGAAAGCAUAACAGACUGAAUCCUGGUUCAGAAAUCCAAGGGAAAAAAAUUUUUUUUUUCUUCCCAAGCCCAGGUCAGCUUUGGGAGAGAUAGGUCUGUGGACACAGGAGACUGAGGAUAGCCAGGAGGGACUGUACUGAGUUAUCUAAGCACAAUGACUGGGGGGAAAAAAUCUGCUUGUGAUAGUGCACCAGGACAAAAAGAUUUCCUUAUUAACUGGCAGCUUUGUCUCACUAGCCAGUGUUGGAUGAGAGUUUUGGGCUGCACUAAGGAGGCAACACAUGUCUAGGCAGAGUGGUCUAGGAUGAAGAAUGAUCAGAAGACCCUAGGCUAGCCUUUCAAAAAGAGCGAGUUCAAAAUCAAGUAGGGGCUGUAUGGCUCUGACUUGGAACUGGAGUAGAAAUCUCUGUGCCAGCAACCCCAGCCAAUCCGAAGUCUCUAGUGCAAUUAUCACAGCAGGGAUCUGAGACCAAAAAAGGCACCUACAGUUCUGUCACACAACUUGAAGAGAUUUCUAGCUUGUGGAUAGUGACUGCACCAGCCUUAGUCUACUGGAACUCCAGCCAGGAGAAAGCUUACAGUUGUGUUGCUCAGACCCAAACCCAUUUCAGAAACUUGCAGAGAUCUGACAAGGAUGACAAUUGGACUUUGCCUUGGAUCAGACUGUUAGGAACAAUAGAAGCUUGCAGGUUUCCCAGUCUGAGUUAUCCCUGAGAUCCUGAAAUUACCCCAAGAAGUAGGAACAGCCCAGACAUACCCUUCAGAAAUGAGCAGAAUCCAGUCCUUGCAUCAAGUUAUCGAGUAGGCUGGAGGUAGGCUGAAACAAUGAGCAACCCCCCCCCCCCAUAAAUUCCCAUAACAUUCAUCAUCGCUAAUAUUUAUAUAAUGUUCACUGUGUACCAGGUGCUAUGCUAAAUGCUUGACUAUUACUCAUUUGGUCCUCACAACAACCUGGGAGACAAGCAUAGAAGUUAAAUGACUUGCCUAUGGUCACAGCUAAUUAAGCGUCUAAGGCCAGAUUGGAGGUUGGAUCAAGAAUACUUGACACUUGAACACAAAUCCAGAAAAAAGAAUGACUCCCUAUCAAUAAACAAAGCCUCAAAGAAAAACACCACUGGAUUAAAAUUCAGCUAAAGGAUCUAACAAAAAUAAAUAAAUAAGAGGACUGGGAGGGGUAUUAAAAUGAUUUUAUUAAUGAAAUGAGAACUUCAGUAGAAGAAAUGUGGAAAACAAAUGACAGAUGAGGGGAAAGAAAGAAUAACUUGGUUUAAAAAAAAAAAAAAAAAAAAACCUUUACCCAAUAAGCAGAUUCUCCC